This is a messenger RNA of Bombina bombina (fire-bellied toad), 459 nucleotides long. It is a transcript of the gene INSL3, whose product is annotated as insulin like 3. The transcript has 2 exons. Gene Ontology annotation, cellular component: extracellular region. Bases 1 to 459 code for a protein of 152 amino acids. The record is from RefSeq and is a predicted model, not a curated record. Gene Ontology annotation, molecular function: hormone activity. Lineage: Eukaryota; Metazoa; Chordata; Amphibia; Anura; Bombinatoridae.
AUGUCUCUACAUUUAUUCCUGCUUGCCAUGCUUUUCACUCUUCAGAUACCCAGCUGGUGUCAUGCUGAGGGACCUGAAAUAGGAAUGAAACUAUGUGGUAGAGAGUUCAUCCGGACUGUUGUAAUGUCCUGUGGAGGUUCCCGAUGGAAGAGAUACUCCCCAGAGCCUGGGCAAGAGAGAGAUAACCCUUACAGUGACCUUAUGAACUGGCUGAACAGAGAUUUCAUGGAGAAUCCAGAGAGCUUAAACUUGGUACCUGAAGAUGACCUGAGGUCAAAGGUUGCUUCUUCCUCUGAUAUGAGAGAUGUGUCCAUGGAGCAGUUUCAAGGCUCCCUUUAUGACCCUCUGGUGGGUGACGGGCACCAGGAUAUCAGCAGGCGGAUGAAGAGGAGUGUGGGGCCCGCUGGAUCAUGCUGCCAGAGAGGCUGUACUAAGACUGAGCUCAUGAAGUUUUGCUAG